Molecule: messenger RNA, 1872 nt
Organism: Aethalodelphis obliquidens (Pacific white-sided dolphin)
Lineage: Eukaryota; Metazoa; Chordata; Mammalia; Artiodactyla; Delphinidae
Gene: DDX47
Product: DEAD-box helicase 47
Exons: 12
Coding region: 48-1415 (455 amino acids)
Cellular component (GO): cytosol
Molecular function (GO): nucleic acid binding; ATP binding; RNA helicase activity
Source: RefSeq, a predicted model, not a curated record
CCAGCAUCCCGCGCGCCGCCGACCCACUUCCGGAGCCCGCGGACAGCAUGGCGGCGUCCGAGGAGCGCGAUUCACCGGCUGAGGUGCCCCAGAUGGCGGUGGAGGAGGCGGAAACGAAAACAUUUAAAGACCUGGGUGUGACAGAUGUGUUGUGUGAAGCUUGUGACCAGUUGGGAUGGACAAAGCCAACAAAGAUCCAGAUUGAAGCUAUUCCUUUGGCCUUACAGGGUCGUGAUAUUAUUGGGCUGGCGGAAACCGGCUCUGGGAAGACAGGGGCCUUUGCUCUGCCCAUUCUGAAUGUGCUGCUGGAGACGCCCCAGCGUUUGUUUGCCUUAGUUCUCACCCCCACCCGGGAGCUAGCCUUUCAGAUCUCAGAGCAGUUUGAAGCCCUGGGGUCUUCUAUUGGGGUGCAAUGUGCUGUGAUUGUAGGUGGAAUUGAUUCAAUGUCUCAAUCUCUGGCCCUGGCCAAAAAGCCACAUAUAGUAAUAGCAACUCCUGGUCGACUAAUUGACCACUUGGAAAAUACAAAAGGUUUCAACUUAAGAGCUCUCAAGUACUUGGUCAUGGAUGAAGCAGACCGAAUAUUGAAUAUGGAUUUUGAGACAGAGGUUGACAAGAUCCUGAAAGUGAUUCCCCGAGAUCGGAAGACAUUUCUCUUCUCUGCUACGAUGACCAAGAAGGUGCAAAAACUUCAGCGAGCAGCGCUGAAGAAUCCUGUGAAAUGUGCCGUUUCCUCUAAAUACCAGACGGUUGAAAAGUUACAGCAAUAUUAUCUUUUUAUUCCUUCUAAGUUCAAGGAUACCUACCUGGUUUAUAUUCUAAAUGAAUUGGCUGGAAACUCCUUUAUGAUAUUCUGCACCACCUGUAACAAUACUCAGAGGACAGCUUUGCUACUCCGAAAUCUUGGAUUCACUGCCAUUCCCCUCCAUGGACAGAUGAGUCAGAGCAAGCGCCUAGGAUCCCUUAAUAAAUUUAAGGCAAAAGCUCGUUCCAUUCUUUUAGCAACUGAUGUUGCAAGCCGUGGUUUGGACAUACCUCAUGUGGAUGUAGUUGUUAACUUUGACAUUCCUACCCAUUCCAAGGAUUACAUCCAUCGCGUAGGUCGAACAGCUCGAGCAGGGCGCUCUGGAAAGUCUAUUACUUUUGUCACACAAUACGACGUGGAACUCUUCCAGCGCAUAGAACACUUAAUUGGGAAGAAAUUGCCUGUCUUUCCAACCCAGGAUGACGAGGUUAUGAUGCUGACAGAACGUGUGUCUGAGGCCCAAAGAUUUGCCCGAAUGGAGUUAAGGGAGCAUGGAGAGAAGAAGAAGCGCUCGUGGGAGGCUGCUGGGGAUGGUGACGAUAGGGAGGGUGCAAUCGGUGUCAGGAACAAGGUGGCUGGAGGAAAAAUGAAGAAACGGAAAGGCCAUUAAUCUCUUUUAUAAAGACUUGACUUCUGCUUUCUGUUCUGUAAAGAGGAUUGAAGGAGAGAAUGGGACCUCUCCCUCCAGAGUGCUGCAGGCCGAAAUCCAUCAGAAUUGUGUCAGAAUCUGCCCAGCUCACUCAGUGCUCAUCCCCCUUUCCGUGUGUUAGAACAUCGUUGCCUGCAGAAUAUUUUUGAAGUGCUGAUGUCAAGACUCGGACUGUUCUUCAGCUUUGGUUCCUUGCUCCUGACACUAGUAAGAUAUGUUCUCCUAUCCCUUCACACAGACCUGUGCUUUUUUCAGCUGCAAGUCAAGGACUGGGCUAAUGAAGCCCUUGACCUGUGAUUGUAAAGGAAAGGAACUUCUAGAUCUAAAAACAGUGAUACUUCCGCAGUCUCAGCUUGUGUUUCGUGAGACCAAAUGGGAAAUAAUAAAUUUAAAUAUUAUUAAAAAAAAAUUCAAACUC